GACGCUGUACCGAUCUUGCGGCAACAGCACCGGCGUACCAUCCCGCGGUUUUUUCCCUGUUUCUACCAGUCUGUCCGUUACCGCCUUACAGGUAUCACUCGUCUUUGUCGUCGCUCGGUAGUGCCCGUGCGCUGUAGUUUGUUUCUCGAGCAGUUUCAAAUAAGUAUGUUUAUUGACGGGAAUUAGUUACGGUUUUUUUUUUUUUUUUAAACUUAAUUUUCCUACUUACCAUUUCUAUCGUUGUUAUAUUAUUAUAGUAUUAAUAGUUGUAACGUUUUCCGUAGAAAAGUUAUAAAGAUUUUCCAGUGUCCCAUUUUUUUUCCGAGUGACGUUUUCUUUUCUUUUAAAAAUGAAAUCUUCCACUAUCACGGGCUUUGCGUCCGCGGUCCUCCUAGUACUGCUGUGCGGUUCAACAAUCGCGUUGAGCUUCAACGGCAACGACAAGACGGUCAUUGAUACGUUAGCGUGGACCAGCGAUCUAUCUGAGAUCUACAGUAUUAUUGAGAGGAAUCAAAUUGCAAACACAACGAUACAUUUGAGAAGUGUUACUGUGUUUGCUCCGCACAACGAAGCGUUUUUGAAGUCGACUAAACAAGAAAAUGACGAUGAAUAUUUACCGUGCUACCAUAUAACAAAUGUACCAAUGAAACUAGAACAAUUGGGAAAGUCUGUAUUUUCUGAAUUAGAUGGUAAUCCACCCAUGUGGAUUACAAAAAAAAGUUCAGAAGAGAUAUACGUUAACCAGGCUAAAGUUGUCUAUAAUUUGGCUAAUUAUGAACACAAUAAUACAUUUGGAAAACCUCAAGUGUUGCACGUAAUUGACCAAGUUUUACAACCUUUGCGAAUGAAGAAAAAUAGUCCUCAAAAUGUUUACAAUCCUAAUGCAUGGGAAUUCAUGGAAAAUGCGGAAUACUUGGAUUUAGAUAGUUAUCACACUAAUACUUUUUUGCAACGAGUACAAACUCUGGAUAAGAAGAGCGUAUUCUCCAAUCAAGGUGGACAUACAUUUUUUAUACCAGUAGAUGAAGUUGCCAAUUAUCCAAAAGUAAGACCUGAAAAAAUCGAUGUGAAAGUGAUUGACGCCCACAUCGUUCCAGAUAAUGUUUUAUUUUUGGGUCCAACCAAUGAAGACGAGCAAUUCAAAACAUUGGCGUUUACUGACAUGCUUAAAGUAUUAGCAUCUUUUUCUAAAGCUGAUGAAGGGGAUAAAAUUAAAUAUUACGUAAGCAGUGACACUGUUGUUGGUGAUGGUGUUCAUCCAACUGGAGCUGUAGUAGCAGAAAUUGUUAAAGCAAAUAUACCUGUCAGAAAUGGCGUGGUUCAUUUGAUUAGUAGACCAUUGAUGAUAGUCGAUAACACUGUUAAACAAUUCAUUGAGUCGUAUAAGGAUAGAGAAGACAGUGUUUUACACAGAUUCUACGAGGAGAUUAUGAAUUCCGGUGGUGAUUUUUUGGAAAAACUCGGUGCCAUGCCAAAUGUUACGCUUUUUGCACCUUCUAAUGCAGCACUCAACGACCCAUCUAUCCAAUCAUAUUUGACAAAUCGUACUUACAUCAGGUCUUUACUUGACUUGCAUAUUGUUAGUAGACGUCUCUCCAUCGAUGAUAUUGUUGCUGAAUCCAUUGAUAAGCGUCUUCAGGUUUCUACAGAAGUGCCUCGCAAGGAUCUGUUCUUCAACGUAGUCACCAAUGGUAAGAACCGCACAUUGACCCUGGAGGGUGGCGGUGUUAACGCUACCGUAAUCCAGGCUAACUUAGCAGCUACAAACGGCAUAAUACACAUCAUUGACCACGUACUGGGUAUUCCAUCAUCGACUGUCGACCGCAAACUGGCCACUGACCCCACGCUCAAUGAAACUAACUAUCUCGGCCAAGUUUCCUUGCUUAACGAUCAACUAGGCGAUGUUCAAAAAAGAUUCACUUAUUUUGUGCCCAGAGACUUUGCUUGGAAAAGAUUGGCAAUCGAUAACCCGUCAGCAUACAAAAAAUUGUUCAUGCCUGAAUACUCGAACGUUGCUCGUCAGAUUUUGGAACGCCAUUUGAUCAUUGCAGAUAAAGCAUUUACAAUGGACGAUUUUAAGAGAGAAGCCAAUAAUAAUUACAAUUUGUCUGUCAAACUUCCUACUGUACGUGAUGUUUCCAUGUAUAUACAAAUCAGAGAAGCUGCUGAAGGUUACUCAAUUGAAUGGCGUGGUGAAUGGAUACAUGUACACCGUUCUGAUGUCCGUUGCACCAAUGGUAUCAUACACGUAAUCGAUAAAGUUUUGAUUACUGACAACGACAUUGAAGUGAAUGCUGCUAUUGCUACUAAGUCGAUAACUGCAUUGGUGUUGAUUAUGGCCCAAUGUCUUGUGUUCUAUUAUUUCAACUAGUCAAUUCUUCUCAGCAGGCGUGUCUUGUAUGUGGAAUACCCUAAGAUACGUUUAACAGUUGGUCAUAAGGUUCCCAUCCUGUUGUUUCCACUAAAUACUAAGACCUACUGAUAACAUUUACAUUUUCAAAUAUUAUCCUCUUUCCCCAUACGACACGUUUGGUUUUUAUAAAGUGAAAAUUAGUUCUCAUUUGAAUUGUAUCCAAUUCUAAAACGAACAAUGUAUUUUUAUUUCCUAUAACAUUUAAGUUUUUUUUUAAGUAAUUUCCCUUCAAGAUU
Melanaphis sacchari is the source of this 2649-nucleotide messenger RNA. RefSeq names its product fasciclin-1 (gene Fas1). The record is from RefSeq and is a predicted model, not a curated record. Bases 350 to 2371 code for a protein of 673 amino acids. Gene Ontology annotation, biological process: extracellular matrix organization; cell adhesion. The transcript has 13 exons. Gene Ontology annotation, molecular function: cell adhesion molecule binding. NCBI's taxonomy places the organism in Eukaryota, Metazoa, Arthropoda, Insecta, Hemiptera, Aphididae. Gene Ontology annotation, cellular component: extracellular matrix.